AUGUCCAGAGGGGGUGACCAGAACAGCGACGAAGACAGUGUCCUCGAAGCCACCAGCUCCCAGCGGAGCAGCUCCCGAGACCAGCUCAGCGACGAUGGUUAUAAGCCCCCGGGCAAGCGCCAGACAGGGGGGCUGUACAUGAGGCCAGCAGCAGUCAUGGGCAGCAUGCCCCAGCUGCAGAGAGCAAACACAUUGUCCCCCAACCUCACUACAGUGGUUGACAUUGCGGCCUGGCAGGAAGCAGAGUGUGACAGCGAGAGUGGCGUGGACGACAAGCUACACAAGACAGGCACUGCUAGCUGCGUGGACACGGGUGGGCAGGUGGGCCCAGCAUCUAGGGCGAAGGUCCUUGCAGUGCGGGCUUUGCUCCCCUUGCAGUCCCACUGGACGCUGUGGUCCCAGGGAGUGGCUGCGGUGGCUCCUCAGGAAGCAGCCCAUGUCUCCAUGUGCACAGCCCCGUAUGCUUCUGAAGUGCAUCUCCCAAUGGAACAGGCAUCAGUGGGCUCCGAGAAGCUCUUUGCCCCAGUAGCAGACAGAGGAGGCCAAGGCGGGAGCAGCGCCCAAAGUGUCUGGCCUGGAGCGAAGCCGCGAGCUCAGCGCAGACCCCUUCCUGCUGCCUGCGGCACCCCUGGGGCCUCUGCCCACCGCCCAGGCCGGCCCCCUGGUGAAGAGGGAGUCGCCCGCGGUGGCCCUCCACGGCCCGCAGCCCCAGUCCAUAGCCCCGCAGCCCCGGGGCUCCCUCCCAACGCACGUGCCUCCCUCCCUGGGCGCCUUCUCCGGUCCCGGCCAGGUGGUGCCCGGCGGCCUCCAUUUGCACAGCCUCAGGAGCAGCACAGGCAGUGGGGGUCCCCCGGGCCUGGCCAAGCACGUGUCACUGUCGCCGCUCGGGCCCCGCCCCCACCUCUCUACCUCACACCUGGCGCUCCGGUCCCAGGUGCAGCACCAGCACCACGCAGCGGCCAUGUUCGCCGCCCCCCCAGCACUGCCCCCACCCCCAGCGCCUCCCACCAGCAGCCUGGUCAUCCCAGGACACCCAGCCGAUCACGAGCUGCUCAGUUUGAUAAGUUCUCACCCAAGCUGGACAACCCCUACUUCCGACAUUCCAACCUCUUCCCGCCCUUCCCUCCCACUGGCCCAGGGCUGCCUGCCCUGCUUGCACACUCUGGCCCCUUUGGGUCCCUGCAGGGUGCUUUUCAGCCCAAGACUUCAAACCCCAUCGAGGUAACAGGCCGGGCCAGUGCAGUUCACACUCUGCUACAGAAAGCCCCUGGGGUGUCCGACCCAUACCGGACAGCAGUCAGGAAACCAGGGAAGUGGUGUGCCGUGCACGUGCAGAUCGCCUGGCAGAUCUACCACCACCAGCAGAAGAUGAAGCAGAUGCAGCUGGACCCUCCCAAGCUGGAGGUGGGCGCAAAGCUGGACCUGUUCAGCAGGCCCCCAGCGCCAGGCAUGCUCUCGGGGUUCCAUUACCCACAGGACUUGGCCCGGCCCCUCUUCUCCGGCACAGGUGCUGCCCAUCUGGCUACUGAUCCAUUUGGACCUUCGACCCAUCCCAGCAGCUUCCUGCCAGCUGGUCACCUGACAGACCCCUUCAGUAGAGCAAGCACCUUCGGGGGCCUGGGAAGCUUGGGGAGCCAUGCCUUCGGCGGCCUGGGCAGCCGUGUGCUGACUCCCGGGGGCAGCCUCUUUGCCCCCAAGGAGGGCUCCGUGCUGCACGGCCUGCCCAGCCCCCACGAGGCCUGGACCCGGCUACACCGCGCCCCGCCCUCCUUCCCCACGCCGCCCACCUGGCCCAAGCCUUUGGACGUCUUGACCAGCCCCGACAGAGAGCUGGACAAGGGCAGAGAGGACUGCGAGCGGGAGCUGCUGGAGAAGCCGCGCCUGCUGAGCCGCGCCGCGCCCGCCGCGCCGGGCCGCGCCCUGGGCGGCCUCCCGCCGCGGGUCAAGGAGAGCCUCUCGCCCGCGCUGGAGCCCCGCGCGCCGUCCCCGCGCGAGCCCCGGGGCGACGUGAAGGUCAAGGAGGAGCGCGGGGAGGAGGAGGAGCCGGCGCCGGGCCCCGCGCGCCCGCGCCCCGCGCCCGCGGCGCCGCGCCGCGCCUUCCCCGCGCCCGCGCCGCGCCCGUACCGCGACCGCGAGCCGCUGGACCGCAGCCCCGAGCGCCUGCGGGAGCCCGAGGCCGCGCCGCCGCCGCCCGCCCGCGCCGCCGCGCUCGGCGCCCCCGCCGCCCCUGGUGGCCGCCGCGGGCCCCGCGCGCCCCCGCGCCGCGCCCGACUUCUCCCCGCCGCCGCCGCGCAACCCGCAGGAGGUGGAGGCGCGGUGGGGUCUGAUGUGUCCCUGGGCUGCCUGAGCCCCAGACCAAAGUCUCGUACCUGCAGUGAUGUUGCAGAGGGGGACACCCCCGCACCCCAGCAGAUCCGUGUCCACGUUAUCUGCAUGGCUUUGCUGCAGGGCCUGUUCCUGGAUUUGAGUCACCUCCAUCUCCGAGAAUGCCUAGGUCCCCUCGUGUUCACCAGUAACCCGGCCGGGCAGUGUGCAGGCCGCUCGCAGCACACAGGGCCCUACAGAUGA
Messenger RNA from Dipodomys spectabilis (banner-tailed kangaroo rat), 2568 nucleotides. Its product is annotated as fibrosin-1-like protein. The record is from RefSeq and is a predicted model, not a curated record. Lineage: Eukaryota; Metazoa; Chordata; Mammalia; Rodentia; Heteromyidae. The transcript has 21 exons. Bases 1 to 2568 code for a protein of 855 amino acids.